UAAAGAGUUUUCAGGAUACGCGUGGUUGGACGCAUUUGCAACCAAUACAAACACUUGUGUGCCACUGUAUUGCUUUCCAAUCUUCCGUAUCUUAAAACAGCCUUCACUGCGAAAAAACAACAAACAAAUAUCAAAUUUCGAAAAUCUUUUAUAAUAAUUUGUGAUUAGUCAGAUUUCAGAUUGAAACCUUUUUCAUUGCUAGUUUUGUUCAAUUUUAGUGAGGUUUAUCUGCAAAUACAUUGAAGAUGGCUGCGAAAAAGAUUGAAUUCGAGCUAUGCCCUGGGAGGAACAUUGGAACAGAUCACCCUUGCUUCAUCAUCGCUGAGAUUGGGCAGAAUCAUCAGGGGGAUGUGGGGAUAGCGAAGCAAAUGAUUAAGGCGGCCAAGGAGGCAGGCGCCGACUGUGUCAAGUUUCAGAAGAGCACGGUGUUGGAGAGAUUUAACAAAAAGUGCCUCGAAAGGCCCUACAAUGUCCCCCAGAGCUGGGGCAAAACUUACGGAGAGCAUAAACUGUACCUAGAGCUCUCAGAGGAUGCGUACUUAGAGCUACAAGCCUAUGCGAAGGAGCUCGGAAUCUACUUCUCAGCCUCUGCCUUUGACUUCAAUGCCGUGAAUUUCCUGGAAAAGAUCAACGUGCCCUUUUUCAAAGUGCCAAGUUCCGACACUGGAAGUCUGGAGUUCAUUGAGUUCAUGGCCAAGAAAAGAGUGCCUAUGGUUAUAAGCACUGGCAUGCAAGACAUGAUAACAGUGAAGAGAGUGUACCAUCUGGUGAAAAAGUACCACGACAACUUCACUUUCCUCCAGUGCACUUCAGCAUACCCGGUGGGACCGGAGAACACCAACCUCCGUGUCAUCCAGACAUUCCAGGAUACUUUCAAGGACGUUCCAAUCGGAUACUCGGGUCACGAGAGUGGUAUCUCAGUCUCACUCGCCGCCGUAGCUUUGGGCGCCAAAGUUCUGGAAAGACACGUGACUCUGGAUAAGUCAUGGAAAGGUACCGACCAUAAGGCAUCUCUGGACAUGAGCGAACUGACUGAGUUGGUGAAACAAGUUCGCAUAGUCGAAGCUUCUCUGGGAUGUCCGGAAAAGAAAAUGCUGGACGUUGAGGCCCCUAUGAAACGGAAAUUAGGCAAAAGUGCAGUGGCAAUUGGUGAUUUGAAACAAGGAACGGUACUCAGUAAGGAUAACAUGUCAAUCAAGAAUGCGGAGCCGGUUGGCUUUUUGCCGCACGAGUUCUCGAAGCUGAAGGGGGCUAUUUUAACUAAAGAUGUUGGGGAUGACGAGACUAUUUUGCCAAAUGCAGUUGAGUUCAGUGCCGAGACCAGCGCGGCAACUGGGAAGUUUGUAGCUGUUGUAUUGGCCAGAAAAGGCAGCAAAGGAGUGCCUGGAAAGAAUACCAAGAUACUGAAUGGACUGCCUCUGGUCGCCUGGAGUAUUCUGGCAGCCAGGAAGGCCUCCUGCUUCGACGAAAUCUGGGUGUCCACCGACUGCGACCACAUUGGCGCCAUUGCUGAGUCAUUCGGGGCCAUGUAUUUCCGGCGUGACCCCAUGAGUGCCCUGGAUCGUAGUUCCAGCAAGGACGCCCUACUGGACUUUGUGGGCAAUCACCCGGACGUGUGGGCCGCAGCCUACAUCCAGUGCACUUUCCCCACCCAGAACCCGGAUCUUCUUUCCAAGGCGGUGUCCAUGAUUCGAGCCGAUGAGUUCGAUUGUGUCUUUUCUGUGGGAAGAAGUCACAAGUUCAGAUGGACUCCCAUUACAGCUGAGAAUAAGUACACUCGGCCUUUGAACUUUGACCCCUCCAAGCGGCCCAGAAGACAGGACUGGCAAGGCGAAAUCAUCGAGAAUGGUGCAUUCUACAUGUUCCGAGUGGAGGAGUUGUUGUGCAGUGGGGACUACCAGAGCAACAGAGUGACCUAUCUGGAGGACUUUGGGGUGGGUCAGGGGGAGACAGUGGACAUCGACACCCCGGAGGACUUCGUCCGGGCUGAACUGCUGGUGAAGAAGCACUGUGAGACUUACAAUCUAGACGACCUCAUCGCCCCGGCCACUGGAGAGAAAUACCGACAGAUGAUGAUGAUGGAAGCAGCCAGGACUGCAGCUGCUCAAAAAGUGGGAGACACUCCCCAGUGAUCACGAGAAAGCAACUGAAAACAAAUAUAUAAAAAGAAGAAACGAAAACAAAAAUGGAAGCGAACUCUUACAUUUUGGAAUUAUUGAAAACAUUUUCAAUUCAACUCUCACCGGAUCAAAAUCAUCUAAAUUAUCAUUUUGCAGAUUUCACAGUUAUUUUAUCAUAAUUCAUAUUUGAUUUGCAUGUGUAUGCAAAGACGUGUGACGCCACAAAUGUGUUUUCAUUAAAAAAUAUCCAACUUCAUAUCAAACCAAAUUUUGUGUGUUUAAAUGUAUAAUUGAUU
Symsagittifera roscoffensis is the source of this 2416-nucleotide messenger RNA. RefSeq names its product sialic acid synthase-like. The transcript is spliced from 10 exons. The record is from RefSeq and is a predicted model, not a curated record. Lineage: Eukaryota; Metazoa; Xenacoelomorpha; Acoela; Convolutidae. Gene Ontology annotation, biological process: carbohydrate biosynthetic process. Gene Ontology annotation, molecular function: N-acylneuraminate-9-phosphate synthase activity. Bases 246 to 2132 code for a protein of 628 amino acids.